AUGGCACCCCGCGAAGACUUGGUCGCCUCGGCCGUGGUGUUCCUGCAGGACCCGUCCGUUGCCUCAGCUCCAGUCGAAAAGCGAAUCGAAUUCCUCAAAUCCAAAAACCUCACACAGGAAGAGAUUGAUCUUUCGCUGGCUCGGGUCGCCGGAGAUGCGGGCCAGCAGCUUCCACCUCCGCAAAAUGCACCCUACUAUCCUGCUCCUGCACGGGGACCCCCAGGCCCGCGCUACCCAUACCCAUACAACCCCUACGGAGAAUGGCAGCAGCCUCCGCCGCCGGAACCGCCUCGACGAGACUGGCGAGACUGGUUCAUUAUGGCGACCGUAGUUGGUGGAGCCAGCUACGGAUUGUACACCCUGGCUCAGAGAUACAUCAAACCAUUAAUAGCGCCGCCAACACCACCCCAGUUGGAACAAGAUAAGGCCGCAAUCGACGAGCAAUUCAACAAAGCAUUCGCCUUGCUGGACACACUAUCCUCAGAUACCGCUGCUCUGAAAGAUGCCGAAGAAGCCCGUACUCAGCGCCUCGACACCGCAAUCACCGACAUUGAAACCAUUGUCGCGGAAUUGAAAGCCGCCAAUAUGCGCCGUGAGGACGAUGCCCGCAGAAUGGAAACGGAGAUAAGAACCAUGAAGGACAGCCUGCCUCGAUCCAUUGAUAGCGUUAGAGAUGCAAGCGAAAGACAGCUCAAGGAGCUGAGCACUGAGUUGGCCAGUCUGAAAGCGCUCAUGGGUAAUCGGCUCGGAAGCGCCUCCUUCAGUCCUGCAGGACAGGGAAUCGCAAGGACUCAGCCAGGCACAUUUCCAGGACCGGGUGCGUCAGCUUCGACCGGCGCAGCCGCGACAUCGACCACCGAGAAUGCCACAGGAAACAGUGCUGGCAACCCGCCUAGGCCUACACCGAGCUACACCGCUUCAGCGUCAGCAGUCCCUACAUCCUCGUCAGUGUCAACUACCAGGCCAGCGUCAACCACUUCAUUCGGCAGCUCAGGCAACAAAGCAGCCAUUCCGGCCUGGCAGAUGGCGGCCGCAAACAAGGCCAAGGAUAUCAACGGGCCCAGUCCUGCGGCUGCAAGUCAUAACUCCAAUGUUCCGGUCACGAAUGUGCCUUCUCAACAGGCCGAUGGUGCCGAGGCCGUUGCAGCACUCAAUGCGAGCUAG
Molecule: messenger RNA, 1164 nt
Organism: Cladophialophora carrionii CBS 160.54
Lineage: Eukaryota; Fungi; Ascomycota; Eurotiomycetes; Chaetothyriales; Herpotrichiellaceae
Exons: 1
Coding region: 1-1164 (387 amino acids)
Biological process (GO): protein import into peroxisome matrix, docking
Cellular component (GO): peroxisomal membrane; peroxisomal importomer complex
Molecular function (GO): signaling receptor binding
Source: RefSeq, a predicted model, not a curated record